AUGGAGGCGCCUCCUUCAUCUCUAGCCACGGCCACCUAUGACGACGACGACUACAUCGUCAACCUGUCGCUGACGCUGGGCCCGACCUCGCCGCUGACGCUGGGCCCGACCUCGCCGCAACCCUCCUCCCCUGACAAUGCCGCCGCGAUCGCGGCUACUGGUAAUGGCAGUGUUGAUGGAGGAGGAGGUGGUGGCAGCGGCAGAGGUGGUGUGAGGCUCUUCCCUUGCCUCUUCUGCAACAAGAAGUUCCUCAAGUCGCAGGCGCUAGGGGGACACCAGAAUGCACACAAGAAAGAGAGGAGCGUCGGAUGGAACGCUCACCUCUACCUCUCGCCGGAGACGUCCACCGUGCCCAACAUAGUUACGCCGAUUAGCCAAACAUCUCCUACGGUGGUGCCCAUCCAUGUCUCGCACUCGUGCCGUUCCCAACGCACAGUACACCGCGAUGAUGCGGCAACAUUUGGAGGGCCUCGUUACGCCACGGAUGGUGAUGGUAGUGGUUUAUCAGGGUGGUGGUAUGCGGAGGGCGGCCGAUCGUGUACGCUUGGCGGGGACGAGAAGCAGAGGCAUGUUGAUCUCAAUCUCAAGCUCUAG
Molecule: messenger RNA, 594 nt
Organism: Setaria italica (foxtail millet)
Lineage: Eukaryota; Viridiplantae; Streptophyta; Magnoliopsida; Poales; Poaceae
Product: protein LATE FLOWERING
Exons: 1
Coding region: 1-594 (197 amino acids)
Molecular function (GO): DNA-binding transcription factor activity
Source: RefSeq, a predicted model, not a curated record